CGUAUACAGGAAGCAACUAGACCCUAAGACUAGAGUGAGACUUGAGUCUAGAUAAAAAUUGAUGAAUAUGCCAAUAUGAUGACACCCAUGUUGAUGACGAGGUACACGAGUACAGCCGUCUUGUUGCUGGGACUCUGGACACUCCCUUCAAGCGGCGAGGUUACCCAGAACUCUAGUCAUGGAACCUGCAGCGCCCCUAUGUCUCAGAAUGGCGCUCUUGCCCUGGUACCGACCGUCGAAUACGACACUCUGUAUUUGACAGUCAAUGCUAUGUUGAAAGAGUUAAAAGCUCUGGGGCUGGCUGUCAAUGACCUAAAAGAUCUGAGUCAAGCUAUGUUGAAAGAAUUAAAAGAUGUGGGGCUGGCUGUGAUAGAGUUAAAAGACCGGAGGCUGGCUGUGAUAGAGUUAAAAGAUCAGAUCGCUGCCGCCAACAACUCGAUCGACAAAUGUCACGAGGUGAUUGAUAGAAUGUUUUGGAUGAUGGUCAUAUUUCUUUCUGUCAUUGGACUAGGCCUGUUGGGUCUGUACCUCUACAAGACCUUUUCCGUACUAAACAUCGGCGGGAUCCAAAAUAUAUUCAACGGUCCAGGGACAGCACAUGUAGUAGUCCAUUUAUCUGUGGCAGCCGAAAUAAAUUCUAACGCAUCUGACCAAUCAAUGCCCGGCACAGCUGAGGUGCCCACCAAUAGGAGCGAGUCUGCUGACCCGGCCGGUUUGACUAACGCUGCGCCGGAUGGUGUGCCGGUUGGUGCGCCGGAUGCUGUGCCGGUUGAAGUGCCGGUUGAAGUGCCGGUUACUGUGCAAGUUGACGAGCCGGUCCCUGCAUCCACAACUGACAAUACUGCUAGCCUGGUUACAAUGAAAACAAAUAGCCAGAACAGUGAUGAUAAAGAGGAUGAUGAAACACUGGUGCCAUUGUCACUUGAGACGCCACACUGAGUUCCAGAGAGUAUCCAGCCUCGACUGAGAUUCAUUCCUUCCUCUGGGUUAGCUUUAUACGUCUAUAAGUGCCCCAUUCAAUGUACACCCCCAGCUAUAUUUCUUAUUUUUGCAUUCUUUCUUUAUUUAAAAAAAAAUAUUUGAAUUGUUUUGAAAAUAAGCAUUCUUCCUAAUCUAUUAAAUGUCUUCUGAUCUAAGAGCAUUAAUCAAGUGUAAUACCUCAGCUACGUUUCUUUUUAUUAACAAUGUUGUAUUAUAUAGAAAUAAUAUAGAAUUGUUUUAAAACUUAAAGUACUUUCCCUAUUUAAACUAUUACGUGCCAAUACAAUCAGAUUGUUUGAUUAACCUCAGAAAUAAAUUACAUUUAUAAUGUAUGUUUAGAAAGUAAAAACAGAAAAGAUUCGUUCUGCAGUUUUGGAUUAUGCUAUACAGUAAAACUCAAUCCGGCUUAACGGACGUGAGUUGUAAGUGAACACAUGUGAGUUUUGUGUAAACUUAGGUGGCUGGAGUUGUUUUAUGACAGUUCCGUCUGUGUGGUAGGGCACCAACCCGGGUUGUGUAAGCUGGUGAUAGGCGGAGUUGGUGUAUUAUACAGCUAAGUGAUUUUUGUGUUAGUCAAACUUUAGUUGGGACAUGGUUGAAGGGAGGUCUGACGGUGCACGGCUUAAUGGAGUACAACCCCUCCCACCCCGCUUACAUUUUGAAGACAAAAUUCGUUUCCUGGUGCUGGAAUUUUAUAUUCUAGAAUGUGGCCAUUACUGUACAUACGUUUGAGAUGUAUAUAACAUCAGAUGUUUACAUUUAGCUAUAUAGCAAUUUUUUUCCUGUUUUUAUUUACUUUAACGUUUUUGAUGAUUAUAUUAUAAAAUGUGGCCAUAACUAUACAGACGUUAAAGAUGUUUAUAAUUCAGAUGUUUAC
Physella acuta is the source of this 1858-nucleotide messenger RNA. RefSeq lists its product as uncharacterized. The record is from RefSeq and is a predicted model, not a curated record. Lineage: Eukaryota; Metazoa; Mollusca; Gastropoda; Physidae.